Molecule: messenger RNA, 819 nt
Organism: Brugia pahangi
Lineage: Eukaryota; Metazoa; Nematoda; Chromadorea; Rhabditida; Onchocercidae
Source: the annotation of a GenBank genome assembly
AUGUUGAAUCACCACAGUAAGCAAUGUGACACUAGCGUUACAUCGCAGCGCUUGGGGGACUAUUACGGUCGAGUAAGCAGAGCUGAAGAAAAUCAAAAAAAUUGCGAUGAACAAGUAAGCAAAAGUGCUACAAUGGCAGUGGUUCUGAGCCAACCAGUGUACGAUGUAUUCGUUCAGCAUGAUAGAAGUUUCCGUCGAACGGAUCGAAAACAAUAUGAAAAGAUGUUAGAAGCGCGAACAGAUGAUUUGCUGACUGUUACUCCAUCAGAGAGUAUUCAGGCUGCACUGACAAUUCAGACUGCCUUCCAUAAUAUAACACUCAUCAUGCAAGGAUUUUUGUCUGGAUUCGGCACUUCACAUGCUAUUUUUGCUUUUGCUUUUGCCGAUAUUGAUAUACUUUAUAAAAGUUACGCAUGGUUAGCGAUGGCAGUCCAAGCUACCUUCUACGCAUGCUUUGUGAUUAGCACUAUUGCAGCGCUUGACAGGCUUGAAAUUAGUUCUGGUUUAAUAGAUGGCUUGAAACGUGGGUUGAGCUUCCAGAGUGGUGGUUUAGACAUAUUGUUAUGUUUAAUUGGUACAGUAGCUACACUGAUAUCAACGUUAUAUGACGACUGGUUUGCAGCGCCAAUAAAGGAACAAGAAAGAAUUCAGGAUAUUGUGGUGAUGGACCCAUUGGUUACUUGGCGUUUAUUAAGCAGUAUCCGUGCAUUAGCUGGAUUAUUAAACUGGCUUUUUCUGGCUCUUUCACCAAACAGCAAUAUCUUAUUAAGGCAACUUCGUAAUCCGGAAUCAAUUAAUGAGAACUGCGAAAUGCCGUAA